Messenger RNA from Postia placenta MAD-698-R-SB12, 2605 nucleotides. RefSeq lists its product as hypothetical. Lineage: Eukaryota; Fungi; Basidiomycota; Agaricomycetes; Polyporales; Adustoporiaceae. Bases 1 to 2496 code for a protein of 831 amino acids. The record is from RefSeq and is a predicted model, not a curated record. The transcript is spliced from 13 exons.
AUGGCAUCUGCCAUCGACAUUGUUAACGUCCAUGCCGCCAAUCACGCUUCUAGCGACCCCGGAGUCGACCUUCGCAAAGAGAUAGUGGUUGGCCUAUCCAAGCCUCUCGGCCACAAAUCUCUGCCCACGAUGCUGUUAUAUGACGAACACGGCCUCCGACUCUACGACGAUAUUACCACGAAAGCUCCCGAGUAUUACCCCUUCCCAGCUGAGGAAGACAUUCUGAAAAGGCAUGUUGUGGAUAUUGUGCGUGCCAUGCACGCUCUAGAUGGGGGCCAGCUCAAGUCGGAGGAAGUCGUGGUAGAGCUUGGCGCUGGAGCCUUGAGAAAGACUUCCCACAUUCUAUCAGCCCUCGCCAGUCUGGUUCCCGCCACUAUGCAUGACCCCAUCACUUACUAUGCCCUCGAUCUGCAAGAGCGCGAGCUCGAGCGUACUUUGAAGGAGCUUCGCCAAUCCGAUGUCGGAGAGAAGAUUCAUGGCAAGGUAGCUACGCGGGGCUUGUGCGGUACGUACGACGAUGGUCUGCAGUACAUUCAAGAGGGUGGCUUGGAAGGCCGGGACACACCACCAUCCACUCCUGGCGGUCACUCUCCCCUUCACAUCUUGUUCCUGGGCUCCUCGCUGGGCAACUUCACCCGUGGCGAAGAUGCCGCGUUCCUACGUUCUCUGCCUCUCCGCCCUGGGUCCGGUGAUACACUACUGCUUGGUUUGGAUCACGGCAACGAUCCUCACGAGAUCGAGGUGGCGUACAACGAUCCCAAAGGUAUCACUAAGGCGUUCAUCAUGAAUGGCCUCAAAUGCGCUGGCAAGGCUCUGGGCGACGAAGAGUUGUUCAGCGACGACAAGUGGGAGUAUGUUGGAAGAUAUAAUGAACAAGAACGUCGUCACGAGGCAUUCUAUAAGUCUCUUUGCACACAUAGCGUCAUUGAUCCUGUUACAAAAUCAAGCUACUCAUUCGCCGCUGAUGAGUUGGUCCGCAUCGAGGUGUCAUACAAGUACUCAGAGUGCGACGCUUACUCGCUCUUCGCGGAAGCUAGUUUGCGACCUAUUCAACGCUGGACAGACAGCACUUCGAAGUACUCUUUGUGGUUGCUUGAACGUCCUUCCUUCAUGUUCCCUCUUCUCAAAACCCCCGCGUCAGCGGAGGAAGUAUCAAGUGUGGUUCGCAAGAGCGAAUCUGCUAACACUCCCUUCGGCAUGCCGACCAUCGAAGAGUGGAAGGACAUGUGGGCCGCGUGGGACUUCAUAACCCAGCGCAUGAUCCCUCAAUCUAUGCUCUUCCAGAAGCCGAUCGAUCUACGCCACAUAUGUUUGUUCUAUCUGGGGCAUAUCCCGACGUUCUUGUCAAUCCACCUCUCUAGGCUCCUCGCGGAGCCAGACACAGAGCCGAUUGAGUUCAAAUAUAUCUUCGAACGUGGCAUCGAUCCGAUCGUUGACGAUCCUACUCAGUGCCACCCCCACUCUGAAGUCCCGCAGCGUGACGAGGAUUGGCCAUCUAUGCAUAAUAUUCUGACCUUCCAAUAUCGAGUGCGACAGCGCAUCUUUAAGCUGUACGACGACAUCGACUCAGGAGCCGUGACUCUCACUAGAAAGAUUGCACGCGUGCUGUUCAUGACUCUCGAGCACGAAGCCUUCCAUGCAGAGACUCUCUUGUACAUGCUCUUGCAGCGCGCAGGCACUGGCACCAUCCCGCCCAGCGGGUUCAGCCCCCCGGUAUGGGAUGUACUUGCUGAGUCUUGGGACCGUGCACCUCCGCCGAAGACGGACAUUAUGACACUUGAGCCGGCGACACUCACUAUAGGACACGACGACGACGAGGCCGAUGAUGCCUCGACUGACAUCGCCGGGCACGAGUUCGGCUGGGACAACGAGCACCCGAAGCGCGAAGUACACGUUGGCAAGUUCAAAAUCGAGUGUCGGCCCGUCACCAACGGCGAAUUCUAUGAGUACUACAACGACAAGGGCAAGGAUGUCGUAGACUUCCCAGCGAGCUGGAUCCAGGUCGAAGGCGAAACUCAUGUCCGCACCCUGUAUGGCCCCGUGCCCAUGAAGAUUGCUUGGCACUGGCCCAUCAUUACGUCGUACGACAACCUAUCUACUUAUGCCAGCGUCAAGGGCGGUCGCAUUCCGACCGAGCCGGAGCUACGACUCUUCUUCGACAUGUUUGAGUGCGGCUAUGAGGGUGGGGCUAACAUUGGAUUCCGGAACUGGCACCCCAUUCCGGCGACGAUGGGGGGAGAGAAGGACGGGGGAAAGGGUCACAACGGCGGUGUGUGGGAGUGGACAUCUGAUGUCCUCGCAAAACAUGAGGGAUUUAUCCCGUCUCGUCUCUAUCCUGGCUAUUCUACUGACUUUUUCGAUGGCAAGCAUCAAGUUGUGAUCGGUGGCUCUUACGUCACGGUUCCACGCCAGGCUGGGCGCCGUGCCUUGCGAAACUAUUAUCAGCAUAAUUACCCCUACGCUUGGGUCGGCGCCAGAAUCGCGUAUGACGUGUAGAAAGCAUGGCCAUGGUCUCCCCAUCUGUAAUCUUGACCCAUCGGGCCAUGCAAUCUCUGUAAAAUGUACUCUGUAUUUUGCCUGUAUCAAUGCUAAGUAUGACCGUUCG